Dimorphilus gyrociliatus is the source of this 250-nucleotide messenger RNA. The record is from the annotation of a GenBank genome assembly. Lineage: Eukaryota; Metazoa; Annelida; Polychaeta; Dinophilidae.
AAUGAGGCUGAUAGCAAAGGACAGAAAAGCUAGAACCAAUAUAGAAGCCAACAGUGGAAUAUACCAGGGAUAUGGUUAUGGUUGGGGGUUUGGCCUAGUUGAAGCUAGGUUAAAGACAGCGUUUGGCAUGGUUGAAGCUAAUUUACUGAUAGGUUUAGGCCUAGUUGAAGCUAUUUUAUGGAUAGGGUUAGGCCUAGUUGAAGCUAAUUUACUGAUAGGUUUAGGCCUAGUUGAAGCUAUUUAUGGAUAG